Molecule: messenger RNA, 1857 nt
Organism: Closterium sp. Naga37s-1
Lineage: Eukaryota; Viridiplantae; Streptophyta; Zygnematophyceae; Desmidiales; Closteriaceae
Source: the annotation of a GenBank genome assembly
AUGAUCGUACCACGUCAAUCCCGUGCCCGACCGGUACACACCCCUUGCCGGGUCCCCCUUCAUAGUCACACCCCUUGCCUCCUCAUGCCAUCCGCUCCCCCCGCCCCCACCCUCCGCGUGCCCGCUCCCUUGCCGCCUCUUUUGACCCUCCCUGCCCCCCUCGCCGUUUCCCACCGCCCGCCAUUCGCUCCUCCCGCCCGUGCGCUCCCCUCGUUUACCUUCUCCUCCCCCCUCCCCUCCUCUGCUGCACGCCUCUUCCUUCCCCUCGCCGACCCACUCCACUCCCUGCCCCUCCUCAAUCCGCACCCUGCCCCUCGUAUCUCGCCCCCCUAUGCUUGGUUUCUCCCCUCCCUGCCCCUCGCCGCCUUCUCCGCUCCCCACCUCCCCCUCUCCCUGCCCCCCACUCUCCCCCCUUGCCCUUGGCUUCCUACCUCCCUGCCCCACCUUUUCCCCCUCCGUGUGCUCAGCUUCUCCCCUCCCUGCCCCUCCCUCCUCCCCGCCCUGCCCUCAUUUUCCGCCCCCCCACGCCCGGUUUCUCCCCUCCCGCGCCUCCCUUUCUUUCCGUGCCUCUCCUUUGCUCCCUCCCUGCCCCCGCCUGCCCAUGCCCCUGUCUUUGGCUUCUCCCCUCCCUGCCCCACGUUUCUUCCUCCCUGCCCCCCCUCUGCCCCUCCCUUCCUCUUCCCUCCCUGCCCCUCCCCUCCUCCCCCCCUGCCCUUUGCGUUCCCUCGUUACGCUCCCUUCUCCCCAUCCCUGCUGCCCUCUUGCCACCAUCAGCCCAUCCGCACCACCAGCCCCCCUCCCACCCUUCUCUCCCCCCCUCCCUUUCCCUCUCUCUCUCUCUCUCUCUCUUUCUCACACACACACGCACACUCCCCUCCCCCCACCCCCACCCACGUCCUCCCAUUCCGCCCCUCCCUGCCCCUUUCCCACCCCCUCGCACGCCCCUCACCUCCCACCUCCGUGCAACUGGUUUCCCCCCUAUGGUGCCUCCCUUGCAUCGCUCGCCCCUCUGCUCACCCUCUGCCCGCCCCUUUUCCGUGCCCUCAGCUGGCCCAGCCCCUGCCCGUUGCUGCCCCUCCCCUUGCCCCCUCAACUCCCCUGCCCCCCGUACACCCCAGUCCCAUCCAACCGCCCCCACCCUCCCCGGCUGCCCGUUUCCGCUCUCCACCCCCGCGACCGUGUGCGGCUUCCAACCGCCCAACGGUGUCACACCCCUGCACCUCUCAUGCCAUCCGCUCCCCCCGCCCCCACCCUCCGCGUGCCCGCUCCCUUGCCGCCUCUUUGACCCUCCCUGCCCCCCUCGCCGUUCCCACCGCCCGCCAUUCGCUCCUCCCGCCCGUGCGCUCCCCUCGUUUACCUUCUCUCCCCCCUCCCCUCCUCUGCUGCACACCUCUUCCUUCCCCUCGCCGACCCACUCCACCAUCCCUGCCCCUCCUCAAAUCCGCGACCCUGCCCUCGUAUCUCGCCCCCCUAUGCUUGGUUUCUCCCCUCCAUGCCCUCGCCGCCUUCUCCGCUCCCCACCUCCCCCCUCUCCCUGCUCCACCCCACUCUCCCCCCCUUGCCCUUGGCUUCCUACCUCCCUGCCCACCUUUCCCCCCUCCGUGUGCUCAGCUUCUCCCCUCCUGCCCCUCCCUCCUCCCCGCCCUGCCCUCAUUUUCCGCCCCCCCACGCCCGGUUUCUCCCCUCCCGCGCCUCCCUUUCUUUCUCCGUGCCUCUCCUUUGCUCCCUCCCUGCCCCGCCUGCCCAUGCCCCUGUCUUUGGCGUCUCCCUCCUGCCCCACGUUUCUUCCCUCCCUGCCCCCCUCUGCCCCUCCCUUGUUUUCCCCUCACCCAUUGCUUCUCCCCUCCCUGCCCUUGA